AUGGCUGUGUUGGGAAGUGCACGAAAAUCACGGAUUCUAUCCGAAAUUGUAGUGAAUAGCGGUCCUCUUCGUAACACACAGAUGAGGUUAGACGAGUUACGAUCACCAAUGCCACCACGAAGAUCGGAGAGUCCGAUCGAUAAUGAGGAAAAUGACAUACUUACUUUAACUGCUGAUGAAGCAGUAUUUCUUCAAGCAUCCUGGCACAGGGCAGUAGCCACGAUUGACGUUGGAGCUGAGGUGAUCAUACGUUUGUUGAAUGAUAAACGUUCAUUGUUCAAAUCCUUACUGGAAAGUCAUGCUGGACAUAUCGAUCAUUGCGAAAAAUUAACAGUUGAGAUAGUAAAUCGGGAUUUGAAACGAGCUAAAGAGGUUGGAGAAGGAGUUGUUCGGUUUUUUACAAAGGCAUUGGAAUGUUUAGCCGAAACUGAUGCUUCCGAUAAAAUUCGACAAAUGAGUUUUGACCUCGGUGCUUUACACUACAGAAUGCGUGUAUGGUUUCAAGCAGAGAAUUGGUUAUGUGUGAAGAACAGUCUCUUGGCCGUUAUCCUUGAUAUUAAUCCUAUAAGAGUGAACGGAUUAUGGUUUGGUCUCCAAUCAUUAUGUUCUGGACAAAUAGAUGUAUCACUACUAGAUCCAAUGGCACAACGAAGAACUUGGACAAAAGUUCUUCAAUUUGUUAUCCGAAAUAUGAAGCGAGGUUUUCUAUCGGAAGCCCUGAGAACAGACAGGAACUCGGAUGCGGGCAGCUCUUCUCCAAGUGGAAGCUUGUAA
This is a messenger RNA of Necator americanus (New World hookworm), 774 nucleotides long. RefSeq lists its product as uncharacterized. Bases 1 to 774 code for a protein of 257 amino acids. The record is from RefSeq and is a predicted model, not a curated record. The transcript is spliced from 6 exons. NCBI's taxonomy places the organism in Eukaryota, Metazoa, Nematoda, Chromadorea, Rhabditida, Ancylostomatidae. Gene Ontology annotation, molecular function: heme binding; oxygen binding.